GUAAAAAAAAAUGGCCUAGCCCUAUAUAACACCGCGGUCAUUCGAUCCAACGGUCCUGGUUCCAUCAUGCUCCGAGGAUAUUCCCUGUGCACAGCUGCUCUACCCCUGGUACUCCACCGUUUUCACUUCAACGCAAAAUCUUCGCCUCUUUCUCUUCACCAAUAACCCUUCAUCCUCCUUUAUCUCUCUUGAAGCUCGGAUAUGUUAUUAUCUGUCAACCCGUGGUGUUGACGUUUAGUUCGCACUCUCUGCUUCGAGUCGCGGGCAAUGAGAUUAGGGUUAGGUUUAGGGUUACGCUAACUCUCAGCGAUUCUCAGGGUAACUAUUCGCGGUUGCAGAAGUUUUUGCUCAGUUGAUAGUUUAGGGUUUCGGUUGUCGCCAUGUCCGAUCAUUCGAGGGGUCGCGUUACCAUCACUCUAGGGCGUAGUGGUCAGGUUGUGAAGAGGGAUGUAUCUUCUGUGGAUGUUUCUUCUUUCUCUUCUCUUCCCUCAGCUGGCACUAAGCGGUCUGUAAGAGACAGGAUUGGAAACAAUGCAGAUGGUUCUGUGUGGCACGGAAAUGGACUUGGUGGCAAUAAACGACAGCGAGGAGAUGUAAGCAUACAAAAUGGACUGGAUGGCAAUGAUCUUCGGUUGAAGCUCAUGCAAAAAAGUGCAUCUAGGCAUGCUGACAGCAAUGGUAGUAAGAGGCAUAUGGAUCUCCGUGAAAAACUUUCAAAGACAACUCACUCUCUGUCAAAUAGUUUUAGUUCAAAGCAGCGUAUGCCAGAAUCAAGGGAAACAAGUUUGUUGAGGCAAAUUCCCUCCGCUAGAAGUUCUGAUGAUUUAAUGCGCAUGGAAUCCAUGAGAAGCUCGUACUCUCCUUGGACAUUGGAUCAUAUAAGGAGAAGAUCACCAGAUGGGUUUCCGAGUACUUCAAGGGGUAUUUCCCCUCAAAGGGACGUCCAAGACCUACAGAGAAGAAGGCCAUUAAACAGGACAUAUGAUGGCGUCAGACCAGUUCCAUAUGUAAGUAGGGAUGUUCUUGAAACUUCGAGGCCUCCAGUAAGUACACCCCAAUCUUUCAUGUCACGCUCUACAAUGUCCACAUUGCCUCCAGUAACUGCCAAGCCUGUAGCAUCUCAUGCUGGCCAACUUCCUCCAUCAAGCAGUGUUGCCCAAAGGUCAUCAUAUGUGGGUGAUGAACAAGUACAACAACCAAACCAGACUGUGGAUGGCCUGUUACAUGCACUAGGACUUCAAAAAUAUGCCAUUCUCUUUAAGGCAGAGGAAGUGGAUAUGACUGCAUUGAAGCAGAUGGGAGAAAAUGAUCUCAAAGAGCUAGGGAUUCCUAUGGGUCCAAGGAAAAAAAUUCUUCUCGCUCUCUUGCCCCGUACCAAGCGUCAACAAUGAUUGACUCCUAUCCUGCUUGACGCUGAAACUGAUACAUUGUUGGAUCACCACCUUUUACUUUUAAUUUUAAACUUUAUAGUUUGGGUGAUGGUAAUGCACAGAUAUGAGAAUUUUUACGAAUAUGACAUCCCUUGUCCCUUGUAGGGUUCGAGUAUCCUUUGUAACCAACCAUUGUCGCAUUUUAUUAUAAUUCGCACAAGUCCCGGUUUAAAUUCUCGUUUUUUGGAAUUAUUGAUCUGUAAUAUAUAUGCUUAUCCCU
Messenger RNA from Vigna unguiculata (cowpea), 1650 nucleotides. Its product is annotated as Sterile alpha motif (SAM) domain-containing protein. Lineage: Eukaryota; Viridiplantae; Streptophyta; Magnoliopsida; Fabales; Fabaceae. Gene Ontology annotation, molecular function: protein binding. The record is from RefSeq and is a predicted model, not a curated record.